This is a messenger RNA of [Candida] anglica, 789 nucleotides long. Lineage: Eukaryota; Fungi; Ascomycota; Pichiomycetes; Serinales; Debaryomycetaceae. The record is from the annotation of a GenBank genome assembly.
CGUUUCAUCAAUACACCCAUUAAUAUGAUACUCUCAGGAACAUACAUGUUUCCUCUCUAUGGGAUUCACUACUUUGCUACGCACCCUUCACUAUGGGCGUUUUACGUUACCGUGAUAAUCCCGCAAUUGGUGUUCAUUUUUCUCAUCUAUACAUUGACUUAUGUAAUGCUUUAUCCAAUUCAAGCGUUUUUUGCAGUCAUAUUUUCGGGUCCAGCUGGACUCAUCACUGUAUGGUUUACAGUCUUACAACAAGCAGGAUUUAUUUCCACCUUUUUAUGUGCAACACUUCUAAUGCCCGAAAUUCAGAAAGUUGCAUUCGAUGCUGUUUUGAGUAGAGAAUGUCAAGAUGAUGUUGUACUUCUUGGGAAACUACGCAGAAUAGUCAAAGUUCCAUUUUUAAUUAAGUUUGGACAUACAGUAUUGGCUGUCCCUCUGAUGAUUAUACUUCCAUUUAUUAUUUUUAGAGGAUUUAUCUUCAUAUUGAUCGGAUCCAUUCCAAUACUUGGUCCUUUCAUUGUGAGUAUUAUUCAAGCCCCCACGAAGGGGCUACAAUCACAUUCUAGAUAUUUCGUACUUAAGGGAUUUGAUGAUAGGCAAAUCAAAGCACUCUAUAGAGAAAACACAGGCCAAUAUAUGGGUUUUGGAUUGGUUGCAAAUAUUCUUGAAUCAAUCCCAUUUUUAAAUAUUUUCUUUAUGUUCACCAAUACAAUCGGAGCAGCACUUUGGGCAGUGUCAAUCGAGAAAAAUUUGAAAAAGAAGAGUGGAAAGAUUAUUCUUAACCAAGAAUAG